AUCUCAGACAUCUCUAGAGCUAAGACGUGCUAAAGUCGAGGCUAAAUCUCAUUCCCUAGUCCCCCAGCCGGCCCUAGGCUAUCAGAGAGAAACCCGUAGGCUAUGACUGACCGGCAGCAGCCCCAGGCUUACUUUAGCACAAAGGAAGGCUGGUUGUCUAAAACGGGACCAAACAAUAAGGGUUGGCGUGAUCGUUACUUUGUACUCUCAAACGGAAAACUUGUUUAUUUUAAAUCGGAAAAAGACAAGGACGAUGCUCCUCAAGGCUCCAUUGAUCUUAAGGAAGUGCACCAGAUUGCUAUAGCAGGCGCAGCAAAGAAAGGCUUUGGUUUUGAUUUAACGGUUUCUUCUGGGAGGGUUUAUAAUUUUGCUGCAAAGAGUGAAAUUGAAAGAGUUGAUUGGAUGUCUGCGUUACAAUCAACAGUCAAGACAGCACACAGCAUUCAUGGUCCUCCUUCUCCAAUGAUAAGUAGUUCAGGGUCAGUCAGUGGUGGUGGAAGGAAGGGUAGUGUUACUAGUGGUGGGGGUCUCUUUGGUAGAAAGAGAGUCUCCACAGCAACUUCUACCACUUCAAACAGAAGAGGCAGUGACAGCUCUGUUGAUGACUCACCUUUACAAAGCAGUAUAAGUCCUGUUUCUCAGCCUUCAGCUGGUAAGAAGACUGAUGUUGUUAGCUCAUUACUUGAAGCUGAAGUUGAUGCCCUGAGGGGUAAGGUAACUCAGUUGGAGGAUGAGUUAGAAACAGCUGCUGGUCAAAGGAAACUCUUGCAGUACAAACUUGAGGAGACCAAAGAAGAAAAUGAAGACAUUUUACAACAAUUAAAUGAUGAAAUACUAAUGUUAAAAGAAAAGAUAUUGGCACUGGAUGAUUCUAAAGUAAAAUUGGAACAAGUUAAUGACAGUCUAUCAACGCAAGUCCAGUACAAAGAGGAUCUAAAUACAAGUUUACAAGAGUCUGUUGCUGAAUUAGAGGAAGACUUAAAGCACUGGCAAGAAGAAGGAACAGCAGCUAAAAAAGAAUUGGAAGAGAUAGAGGAGGAGCAAGUGAAGAUCAUGGAGCGGCUGACGGAAGAGAGACAGUUACGGAUAAACAACGAAACUCAAGUCAAGGAACUGACCGUCAAACUGGAAGAGACCGAGAAAGAGAGAGAUCGCUUGAAGGCUGUCAUUAACUUAACUAGUCAGAAGAAGGAACGAUCCCCAGUAGACGAGUUGGAGCUGAAAGAAGAAAAACUUCAGCUUCAAGUUCAGAUAGAGAACCUAAAGUUGUCGAACAGCAAAGAAGUUAAGGAAUUGGAGGAAAAGUUUUCGCUGGAGAGAAGCGAUUUGAUUGGACGGUUAGAAGAGACGAAGAAAGAGUUGGAACAACAGACUAGUGACUCUAAACUUUUGAGGAAGGAGUUAGAAGAGACUCGGUCUAAGCUACAGGAACUGAGUGAUAAUCUUAAAACGACUGAUGAAAGACGUAAACAGUUGCAGGCAGAAAAAGAGAAAGCUGUGUCCGACAUGAUCGCAAUGAGAAAAUCCAUGAAGGAAAAGCUUUCGACCAACAGUGAAGAUACUAAACAGAAAGAUGAUGGAUCACCUACAAUGUCUGCCAAGCUUGCCGAUGCAGAAGGCAGAGCUGAAAUGGCCACUAGAUUAUUGCAGGAGAUCCAGACAGAACGUGACUCAUUGAAAGUUCAGUUGAAUCACAGAAGAUCGCUCUCACCCUCUCCAUCACGCCGACCAAUUGAAUCACCUGAUGGUGCUAAUACUUUGACUCCUCCCCCUCCAUUUCUUCUUAAGUCUCAGCCUUCGAUAGGCAUCAGCAGACCAGAUGUUGCCCCUCCAAAGCCCAAACGUCCUCCAAAAGAGCUCAUUCAGCAGCUGAUUUCAUCAUCGUGAUUGUGCAAUAAUUAGUCUUUUUUAAAAAUUAGUGUCUAUUAUAAUUUAUUUCUAGACUUUUUAAUAAUUGUUUUUAAAACAAUUUUUGUAUGUUUUUAACAACAAAAUUUAUACUUUCACUUUA
Molecule: messenger RNA, 2011 nt
Organism: Amphimedon queenslandica
Lineage: Eukaryota; Metazoa; Porifera; Demospongiae; Haplosclerida; Niphatidae
Product: filament-like plant protein 1
Exons: 17
Coding region: 103-1887 (594 amino acids)
Source: RefSeq, a predicted model, not a curated record